Arabidopsis thaliana (thale cress) is the source of this 1585-nucleotide messenger RNA. Its product is annotated as HXXXD-type acyl-transferase family protein. Bases 501 to 1322 code for a protein of 273 amino acids. NCBI's taxonomy places the organism in Eukaryota, Viridiplantae, Streptophyta, Magnoliopsida, Brassicales, Brassicaceae. The record is from RefSeq and is marked reviewed. The transcript has a single exon.
AAAAAUUGGAAUCUUCAUUGUAAGGAAAAUAGAAAAGAGAAAAUGACUAUUGUUUUUGUCUGGCUCACAUAGGUUUUAUAUAUGGCAGAUGUGAUUCAGAAUUCCCACUAGAGAGAAGAAAAAAUGGCAGAUGUGACCGUAAUUUCUUCAAGCAUUGUUCAACCCCGAAGCACAAACCAAUCGGGUCGGACAAAGAUCCAUCUCACUCCAUUUGAUCUUAACCUUCUCUAUGUUGAUUAUCCUCAAAGAGGUCUUCUCUUCCGCAAACCCGAGCCUGAAACCCGUUUCAUCUCUCGGUUAAAGACAUCUCUUUCGACUGCUCUAGAGAUCUACUUCCCCUUUGCUGGUCGUCUUGUGAAAGUGGAGAAUCUUGAAAACGACACGGUGUCGUUUUACAUUGAUUGCGAGGACGACAAUUAGGUGCCAAGUUUGUCUACGCAGAAUCCAAAUCUUUAUCGGUGAGUGAUAUCCUUCAACCUCACGGCUCUGUUCCUGAUUUCAUGAGUCAUUUCUUCCCAUCUAUAGACGUUAAAAGUAUCUACGGUCUCUCGGAGCCCUUGCUUGCUUUGCAAGUCACCGAGUUGAAGGAUGGUGUCUUCAUCAGUUUUGGUUACAAUCACAUGGUUGCCGAUGGAGCUUCGAUUUGGAAUUUCUUCAAUACUUGGUCCAAGAUUUGCUCAAAUGAAUACGAUCAUCAGAAGAAUCUCAAGCCUCUUGUUCUCAGAGGAUGGUUCCUCGACAAGAUCGAUUACCGGAUCCAUAUUCCGGCUUCUGAGGCGGAUGCCCCGACAAGUGAUGAGAUUUCUCAGAUGCCCACUUCGAAAGAGAGAGUUUUUCACUUCACAAAGAAGAAUAUUUCAGAGCUCAAAACUAAAGCCAACGGUGAAACCGGCUCAAGUGACCUAAUCAUCUCGUCUUUACAAGCGCUUUCCGCACAUUUAUGGAGGUCAAUUAUCAGACACAGUGGUAUGAAACGAGAAGAAGAAACGCAUUGCAAAGUGGCUGUGGAUUUGAGGCAGAGGCUAAACCCUCCGCUUGACAAAGAGUGUUUUGGGAACGUGAACAAUCUCGGGGUAGCUACUGUCACGGUUGGGGAACUUUUGGAUCAUGAGAUUGGUUGGGCUGCUUUGCAAAUAAGUAAAAUGGUGAGGUCUCAAACUGAUGAGAAGUAUAAAACUUUUGCUGAGAAUUGGGUUAACAAUGUAAAGAUCUCAAAAACAGGUGAUGGAAGUAGAAUGGUUUGUGAUUCUGUGGUUGUCUCAAGCUCUCCUUGGUUUGAUGUGUAUGGGAAUGAUUUUGGUUGGGGAACCGAUUGCAGCUAGAGGUGGACCGGGGAACAGUAUAAGUGGUAAGCUUGUGCUUUUCCAAGGGAUUGAAGAAGGAAGUAUUGAUGUUCAUGCAACCUUAUGGUGUGAUGUACUUGUGAAGUUAUUGGCUGAUGUUGAAUUUAUGGAGAAUAUGUAACUGUUACAUGAUUGUUUGGCUGAGAAAUAAAACAUGUACAGUAUUUGGCUAAAACCAAGCUUAGAUGCUACUGCUUGUAAGUUGUGAUUUAUUAGGCCUAGAAAAAUAAUAUUGAUUUUGG